Messenger RNA from Staurois parvus, 2589 nucleotides. The record is from the annotation of a GenBank genome assembly. Lineage: Eukaryota; Metazoa; Chordata; Amphibia; Anura; Ranidae.
AUGCAGCAACCUGUCAUGGAAAGUAAACUUAAAGCUUUCAGCAUUGGCAAGAUGGCUCCUGCAAAGAGGACACUAAGCAAGAAAGAACAGGAGGAGCUCAAGAAAAAGGAAGAUGAAAAGGCUGCUGCUGAGAUUUAUGAAGAGUUUUUAGCUGCUUUUGAAGGAAGUGAUGCCAGCAAAGUUAAAACAUUUGUGAGGGGAGGAAUUGUCAAUGCCACAAAAGAGGAACACGAGGCCGAUGAAAAGAAAGGCAAGCUGUAUAAACCAUCUUCGCGUUUCUCAGAGGCGAAACCACAGCCGCCACCUGUUGAGCGACCACCUCCUCCAGUAAUACCUAUGGAACCGAAGAAACCUCCUUUAAAGAAAGGCGAGAAAGAGAAAAAGAAAAGCAAUUUGGAGCUUUUCAAAGAAGAACUCAAACAGAUUCAAGAAGAGAGAGAUGAGCGACACAAAACAAAAGGCAGAACAAGCAGAUUUGAACCUCCACAAGUAGACGCCGAUGGACAGCGAAGGCCAAUGGAUCAACAGUCAAGAAGAAACAGAUCCUCUGGUGCUCUUGAUGACUAUGCUCCUGGGUCGCAUGAUGUGGGUGAUCCAAGUACAACUAAUCUUUAUCUUGGGAACAUCAACCCUCAGAUGAACGAGGAGAUGUUGUGUCAUGAAUUUGGAAAGUUUGGGCCAUUGGCUAGUGUUAAAAUCAUGUGGCCACGGACAGAUGAGGAGAGAGCACGGGAAAGGAACUGUGGCUUUGUUGCAUUUAUGAAUAGGCGUGAUGCAGAGAGAGCUUUGAAAAACUUGAAUGGAAAAAUGGUUAUGUCUUUUGAAAUGAAGCUGGGCUGGGGAAAAGCUGUGCCUAUCCCUCCACACCCAAUAUAUAUUCCCCCAUCUAUGAUGGAGCACACUCUACCACCUCCUCCAUCUGGUCUGCCUUUUAACGCCCAGCCGAGAGAGCGCCUCAAGAACCCUAAUGCUCCCUUGUUACCACCACCCAAAAAUAAGGAGGAGUUCGAGAAGACUCUGUCGCAAGCCAUAGUCAAAGUGGUUAUCCCAACAGAAAGGAAUUUACUUGCUCUGAUCCAUCGCAUGAUCGAAUUUGUGGUGCGUGAAGGGCCAAUGUUUGAAGCUAUGAUCAUGAACCGAGAAAUCAACAAUCCUAUGUUCAGAUUCUUGUUUGAAAACCAGACGCCUGCCCACGUGUAUUACCGAUGGAAGCUUUACUCAAUACUACAGGGAGAUUCUCCUAUAAAAUGGAGGACAGAAGAUUUUCGAAUGUUUAAAAACGGUUCUUUCUGGAGACCACCACCGUUAAAUCCUUAUCUGCAUGGAAUGACAGAGGAACAGGAACCUGAGCCUUUUGUUGAGGAGCCCAUCAAAAAGGGAUCCCUUAAAGAAGAACAAAGAGACAAAUUAGAGGAGGUGUUACGAGGAUUAACGCCACGGAAGAAUGACAUUGGUGACGCCAUGAUGUUCUGUCUUAACCAUGCUGAAGCAGCAGAAGAAAUUGUAGACUGCAUAGCAGAAUCUUUGUCUAUCUUGAAAACCCCCCUCCCUAAAAAGAUUGCCAGACUCUAUCUGGUGUCCGAUGUCUUGUAUAACUCAUCUGCUAAAGUUGCCAAUGCAUCAUACUACAGAAAAUUCUUUGAAAGUAAAUUAUGCCAAAUCUUUGCUGAUCUGAACGCUGCCUACAGAGCCAUACAAGGACAUUUGCAGUCAGAAAAUUUUAAGCAACGUGUUAUGGCCUGCUUCCGGGCCUGGGAAGACUGGGCUAUUUAUCCUGAACCCUUUUUAAUCAAGCUGCAGAAUAUUUUCCUUGGUCUUGUAAAUAUUGAUGAGAAGGAUACUGAGGAGGUGAUAGAUGAUUUGGAUGGUGCUCCAAUUGAGGAAGAAUUAGAUGGGGCUCCUUUGGAAGAUAUGGAUGGAAUCCCCCUUGAUGGCGCUCCACUUGACGACUUGGAUGGUGUGCCUAUAAAAUCUCUUGAUGAUGAUCUGGAUGGCGUUCCACUGGACAUUUCUGAAGAUUCUAAAAAGAAUGAGCCAAUUUUUAAAGUAGCGCCAUCUAAGUGGGAGGCUGUAGAUGAAGCAGAGCUGGAGUCACAAGCUGUCACCACAUCCAAGUGGGAAAUGUUUGACCAGCAUGAAGAGUCUGAUGAGGAAGAAAAUCAAAUUCAAGAGGAGGAAAGUGACGAUGAAGAGGAUACACAGAGCUCUAAAUCAGAGGACCAACAUUACUACUCCAACCCAAUUAGAGAUGAUAUGUCUGAUUCUAAAUCAUUUAAAUAUUCUGAAAUGAGUGAAGAAAAACGUGCCAAACUUAGAGAAAUUGAGUUAAAAGUAAUGAAGUUUCAAGAUGAAAUUGAAUCUGGGAAAAGGCCGAAAAAGUCAGGGCAGCAGAGCAUUCAGGAACAAGUUGAACACUAUCGGGACAAGCUUCUACAAAGGGAAAGAGAAAAAGAGAUGGAGAGGGAAAGAGACCGAGAUAAGAAAGAUAAAGAGAAGUUUGAAUAUCGGAUAAAAGACAAAAAAGAAAAAGACGAGUCCACUCCAACAAGAAAAGAGAGGUCAGUAUAUGAAGCUUUUUGUUUUUUCUAG